AUGCUGUAUGUAGACCCCGACCUCGUCCGCACCAUUUUUUUCCGUGCCCCUGAAGAGAUCAGUUAUCCCAGGGGGAUUUACAUCACUGGUUCCAGUAUUCUCGGGGGUGGUGUGAAGGCUCCAAGGAUUAAAACCAAAAAUCUUGUCAGCAUCAUUUUCUGUGAAGCUGUCGCGAUUUACGGGAUUAUUAUGGCGAUUGUCAUCAGUAACAUGGCAGAGCCGUUUAGUGGCAAUACUCCUCAGACCAUUGGAGCCAAGAAUUACCAAGCGGGAUUCUCUAUGUUUGGAGCCGGCCUGACUGUAGGAUUCUCUAACCUCUUCUGUGGCAUCUGUGUUGGUAUCGUGGGCAGUGGUGCUGCCCUGGCUGAUGCCCAGAAUGCCAGCCUCUUUGUGAAGAUCCUAAUUGUUGAGAUUUUUGGUAGUGCCAUUGGGUUGUUUGGUGUCAUUGUGGCUAUUCUACAGACGUCCAGAGUGAAGAUGGGAGAUUAGGCCGUUUGAAGACAUACAAGAGCCUCAGAAAAUCAAGAUGUUCAUAUUCUGGAAAGAAGACCAAGGCAAAUUGUACAUAAUAAUUUAUUUAACUAUUUUCCUGAUCUUUUGUUUCUGACUGUUUUUAACCCAUCAUUUGCUGGAGAGUGAUAAUGUCAACAGUCUACAGUGGUUUCUGGUUAGUUGUGCGACAGAGACCAGGUCUUGUUCAGCAGAGACAGUAUUCUUAGUCUGUACCCCUAACUUGCAGAUGUCACUCCUCAUUUGUGUUUUCUUGGAAGUUAGUGGUCAGGCAGAAUAUUUAAACUCCUGCUGUCAUGUACUGGUCCAUUUCAUGCAAUGUGAUACAACUGAGGCAAUGUCUGCCACAUGUAAGUGGUAGCAAUGAAUCUAAUGCUGCAAUCAUGCCACACUCCCAUUUGCCAAGACCUUGCCAAGUCUGCAAUGGAUGGAUUCACAUUAAACUGUCCCUGUAAAAUUUGUGUGCAUCAAGUUACAUCUUGUAGGUGUUUUGUUUCCCUUUUCAAUGUAAUGGAGAAGCUUGUGCACAAGAACUUUGAAUUGUUCAUGUUUUGUUACACCAGAAUAGUCACCAGUAAAAUAAAGGACAGAUUUCUACUUGGUGCUGUGCGCAAAGAUAUUUCAGGAAAUAUACCCAGUCGUUUUUUUCCAAACAAAGUUUUCUAGUAGUCCAGAGAAGUUUCUCAAACAGUACCACUGGUGCCCAUGCCUGGUGACAUUAUACUUGAGACCACCAGUUACUGAUUAAAAAAAAACAUCAAUGUCAGGUUAACGGUCAAAUUGGAAUUUCUGAGAAUGGUAAAGUAAAUUAUAUUCUUACACUUAAAAGCAUUUACAUGGCAUUACAAAUGAAGUGUAUGAGCACUAAUUGAGGGCACUAAUAUGCCACGUUUCCCAACUUUAAAAAAAAAUGAGGUGUGUUUGGAUUACAUGCUUUAACAAUUCCCCCAAAAGCCAUGUGGCUGUUGUAUUCAGAGUUUAUAGCAACACUCACAGCAGUUUCCAUUGAUGGUGGGUCUUUCACUCUGCAGUGCUCAUCAUGCAAAGGAUGAGCGAGCGAUUUUCACAGAUCGUGCAGCCUGUAAAAUGGAUGAUGGGUCCCUCAAACAAUUUGUGUAAAAUGAGCACUAAAUGCACUUGUUUCUGUUUUUUUAAUAUAAAAAAACUUUAAAUCUUUUAGUUGUGUAAACCUUACAGCUCAUAAAUUCUUUGUGGUUGAAGUUUAAAAAUAAAAGUUCUAAAUCCUCA
Molecule: messenger RNA, 1758 nt
Organism: Callorhinchus milii (elephant shark)
Lineage: Eukaryota; Metazoa; Chordata; Chondrichthyes; Chimaeriformes; Callorhinchidae
Product: V-type proton ATPase 21 kDa proteolipid subunit-like
Exons: 6
Coding region: 1-489 (162 amino acids)
Biological process (GO): proton transmembrane transport
Cellular component (GO): proton-transporting V-type ATPase, V0 domain
Molecular function (GO): proton-transporting ATPase activity, rotational mechanism
Source: RefSeq, a predicted model, not a curated record